AUGGAGAUUAACUCAAAUUCACUCCAAGAAAACCAAAACCCAUCCGCCAACAGCUCCGCCGCCGGAAACUCCCCGAACCGCCGCACGCCGCCGCCGCAGCCCAUACCCAUAACGAGAUCCGACCCGAACAACCCGUACCCGACAACCUUCGUCCAGGCCGAUACCUCGUCCUUCAAGCAGGUGGUCCAAAUGCUGACCGGGUCGACCGAGACCACCGCCCGGCCCGAACCGUCCCGAAGCCCGAUACCUCCCCUAAAGACGGGGCUCCGGAAGGACCACAAAUCCGGCAACUCGAAGCUCUACGAGCGGCGGCACAGCUUCAAGAACUUCAAGAUCAGCCCGCUGGCUUCCGGGCCGGUCAACGGCAGGCCCGGAUUGUAUUCCGGGCUCGCGGGCUCGCCCCGGCACGCGGCGCCGGAGAUUCUUUCUCCGAGCAUCCUCGAUUUCCCGUCGCUGGCGCUGAGCCCGGUCACUCCCCUCACGCGCGACCCGUUCAACCGGGUCGGAUCCGCCGGGAACUUUAAUUUGGCGGCGGAGGAUAAGGCGAUUAGGGAAAAGGGGUUCUAUCUACACCCGUCGCCGGCGAAUACUCCGAGGGAAUCGGAGCCCCGGCUUUUGCCUUUGUUUCCGGUGACGUCACCCAAAUUCGCGGGCUCAUCUGCUGCCAAUGCUUGA
Molecule: messenger RNA, 675 nt
Organism: Striga asiatica
Lineage: Eukaryota; Viridiplantae; Streptophyta; Magnoliopsida; Lamiales; Orobanchaceae
Source: the annotation of a GenBank genome assembly